AAAAUGUAUGUUAAAUUUAGAUUAUUAUAUUUAAGAGGAGGAGGAAAUUAUAAUGAUAGAGGAUUAAAGUUUGGAUAAUGGAUUGAAAUUUAUGAUAAAUUUUGGGAGUUAAAUAUUUAUAUAUAUAUUUAUUAGUUAUUGCAAAGUAUUAUUUGUAGGAAAUUAUAAAGAAGGAAUUAAAAUAGGAGAUUGGGAAGUUCAUUUUUAUUAAUAAGAUAAUAAUUCAUUGAAAAUGUUUGAUAUUAAUCAUGAUAUUUUAGAGGCAAAGGAACUUAUAAUGACUUAGGAAUGAAAACAGGAUACUGGACAGAACCUUCUGAAACAUUUUGGGAGUAAAUAAUAUCAUAAAAUCUAUAGGAAAUUUUAAGUUAUUUAUGAAGGAUAAUAUUCUAAUGGAAUUAAAAGUGGUAAAUGGAAUGCAUUCUUUACAGGUCAUCUGCAUAAUAGGAAUGGAAUAAAGAUUAAAAAAUGGAUGGAUUUGUAUGAAAACUAUUUAGAAUAACCCAUUUAUGUUGGUAAAUAUUAAGAUGGGAUCAUAAUGUAAGAAUUUAAAUUGAUAAAAUAAAUGCUUUAUUAUUGA
Paramecium primaurelia is the source of this 580-nucleotide messenger RNA. Lineage: Eukaryota; Ciliophora; Oligohymenophorea; Peniculida; Parameciidae. The record is from the annotation of a GenBank genome assembly.